Armigeres subalbatus is the source of this 1006-nucleotide messenger RNA. RefSeq names its product antigen 5 like allergen Cul n 1-like. NCBI's taxonomy places the organism in Eukaryota, Metazoa, Arthropoda, Insecta, Diptera, Culicidae. Bases 26 to 904 code for a protein of 292 amino acids. The transcript has 4 exons. The record is from RefSeq and is a predicted model, not a curated record.
AUUGGUGCAAGGCUAAGGCCAACACAUGGAUGCUUUGGACCAGUUGGCUUACCUUAAAACAAAUAAUCAUUUCCGUAUAAAUAGAGUUCGGAAGUUUAGUCUGGUUAAUAUUCGACAAACAACGAUGGAAUUCAUCAUCUCAGUUGUGCUGGCAGUAGUUGUAGGACUUUGCGAUGGGCAAACAACAAACUACUGUGACACAUCUCUGUGUCCCAACGGUGGCCCUCAUAUCGCGUGCAAUGGGUUGACCACUCUGAGCAGCACCUGUGGUGCAGGCUCUUUCGAAGUGACCAUGAACAGUACCAACCAACAGCUGAUUGUCGGUCUUCACAAUCAACUGCGCAGCAAGGUUGCCUCGGGACAGCAGGUCAACCGCACGGGCACUUAUUUCAAACAAGCUGCCAAGAUGGCUACAUUGCAAUGGGACACGGAAUUGGCCAACAUUGCUGCCGCCAACGCCAGACGCUGCGUGUAUGGGCAUGAUAAGUGUCGAAACACGGCUACCAUGAAGUACGUGGGUCAGAACAUCGCCUACCAGGCGUACUACGGAAUGAGCUUCACAGACAAUCAGCUUUUGAGCGGUUUCAUCAACAGUUGGUUCAGCGAGGCAGAGAACACAACCACACAGUAUCUUGCCAGUUAUCCAUCGAAUUAUAAUGGUCCGGCCAUUGGUCAUUUCACCCAGAUCGUUUCGGAUCGCACGAGUAAGGUCGGAUGCUCCAUGGUGAGCUAUGUCCGUAGCCCUUUCACUUACAAGUACUUCGUCUGCAACUAUGGGCUUACGAACAUCGUCAAUCAGCCGGUUUACGCGGCUGGAAAUGCUUGCUCUGGAUGUACCACUGGUUGCAACGCCAAUUAUCCCGGUCUAUGCAGCACAGCUGAAGUGGUUAAAAAUAAUCCUUGAGAGGGAAACACACCUCGGAAGUUUUUACAAUUACUUUAAAGUUGAGAUUGCACGUUUCAAAGCAAACUAUAAUAAUAAAUGUUUUAGAUCACAAAUCUGAAA